AUUGAAAUUUAAUUAACUAAUUUGACAAUCAUGUACCAACAAAAUCCAUCUGUCCAGAGAGAAAGUGUAUUUCUCGACCACUUGUCCAAAGACUCAAGGGUGAGUGGAGCCUAUACAAGCUGGAUGAGCGGUUUUAAAGGAAAGCGCUGGAAUGUAAAUGUGUUCAAACAAUACAAUAUAUUUUUAAUAACUGUAGAUCUGACGAGAGAACCAUAAAAGCCACGGAUAACACCUUAUACAUCGCAUCUUUCAAUGUAAAAACAAUACGUUGACGAGUCAUUGCAGAAAGUGAGAGGAGGAGCCUAAUUUUUGCCCGUGCACAGGUACAUAAAAGGUCAUAACGAUACAGGGAGGUAAUGAUGAAUAACCUGAUGACGAAAAUCUAUCAGUCAGUUUGUUGACAUGCAUGUGGAUCCGUGUGCCGUGCAGAGGGCUUUUGAGGGUGAAUGUGCGCAUGUGUGUAUGAUAGAGUAUUACAAAUUGUUGUCAAGAAAGCAAUUUGUUUCUGUCUCGGAUGAGUUUUUCAUCAUGACAAAUUGAUGUAAACCUCAUCUGAAAAUCUGCCAUCUCCCCCUGUGCCCCUACUGAGCCUACCUGGGCGCCACUCUCAGUUUUAUUGGGAUGAAGUCAUAGCCGCAAUCCCUCACCACACCCUCCCCACCCCUGGCCCCGCCUCUGCUUUAAAUCUAGACUCGACACCUGUGUAUGCAAGUGUGUAUACCGAGGGAGCAGAGCUGUAUGUGUGCACGGUAGUCUUGAUCCCCACGUGUAUGUGUGAACAUGAACGUACGUGCUGACACAUACAAAGCACCUAUGUGGGUAUGCGUCCGAGUGCUGCAGAUGAUGAUAUCUGGCAAUGCCAAAUGAGGAGGUGGAAAAUGAGGCUAACAAUGGCCUUCUGCAGCUGUGGCACAGAGGAUGGCAUUUGUCAACGGUUCCAGCACUUAAACUGUACAUGCGCACACUCAAUGCUUUCUUCAGAUGUAGCCUCGCUGCUCAAUGUGGGUUGACUAUUAUUCUCUCUGUUUUCAAUCACUGUUCACUGAAAGGUCUGUGUCAUUCUUCUUUUUCUGUUCAUGGUUCAUUAUCUACAUUAAUGUCACAAACCUUGAAACACUGACAUCUUUUUAGGAAGUUCCACAAAUGCAUUUGCCCCGACCAAGACAAGAGUUUCUCAGUAUUCUCUCUUAUGUUACAUUUCUUUUUCUAUCAAGCGUACAAUUAUUAUAAUAAAAUUUCCAGAUGGCUGGUUCAAAUAGGACUAGAUGGCUGCUCUCUGCUGGAUAAUAAGGGAACCCCAAGUCCUUGAAAGCAUGAUGAGGUGUUGCUGUUGCUCUUUAUUUUAUUAGAUUGUCUUCAUCUAAAGUGAUGUUUAUUGGGUCAAUUUAUUCAAUUUCAUCCCAUAAUGACAAAAAAGAUUGAUGACUGGUUGAUUUGUUCCCACUUUAUUGCACUGUUUAUGGUGUCUCUAGAGGUUGCAUUGAGUGAUAUUUUCUAUUCUCCUUCAUGUUGGGUCAUUUUCAGAAUGUAUGUACAUCCCAUGAGAGAUCUGACAUAAUAUUGGCUUAAUAUCUGCGGUGCCCUUUGGCCUCCUUCCUGUUUGAUUUUUUUUCCUCGUUAUUGUUCUUCUCCUGCAGUUAAAGAUCAGGGGCUUUUUUCCAUGUAUUCUUAGUUAUUUGCCCGAAUAAUGUCCACAUUUUGUGGUGUCUCCAGCAAACACUCUUGUGGUAACAUUCUGCCACUUGCAUUGUCACCUCCCCGCCCUUCUCUCAAAAGCUACACUUCUUUGUUUUUGUCUCCCGUCUCUUUUUCCCAUCCCUUCGGCUCACUCAUUAGGUCUCGCAGUCACUCUUUCUCCCUCUGCAUCUCUCCAGAUUGGAGAGAGAGAGAGAGGGAGAGGGAGGGAAAGAGACAGGGGGAGUGUGUGCGCGAGGAGUCUGUUCUCAGUCUCAGCCGUGACCAGAUGGAGGAUGGAGCUGCAGCCACAUCGCUUCCUCUCUUCUGCUCUGCCUGCCACAGGCUGAAAGGCUUUCUCUUUUCUGCUCCCAGUGUCUCCUCAUCCAUCUAGUCCCCCCGUGCCCGCCUUGACCUUGAUGUGUGACGGAUUGAUCUUAAAAAGGAGUAAGGACAAGAAGUAAGAGGGGGACAAAAAGACGUGCGGUCUCCUGGUAAAGGGGAUAGCGGCAGAGAGCCCCGUGCUCAUCUUUUUUGCCUGAAGCAUGUCCGUGCGCAGCGUUGGUCUCCGCAGGGAAACACCUCCACGUGUGUUUUAGUGUCUUGUCCCAAACUGCUUAAGUGUGCUUGUGUAGAGCUCCUUUUCCUUCUGCCUGUCUCGCACAGCACUCUGGCACCCAGCAAGUGGACUGAGCUUCUCAAAGCUUGCCUCAAAACACACGGGAAGGAGCGAAAAUAGAAGAACUGCAAAGGACAGAAAGUGCGCGAAAAAACGCGGCGCAACAAACAUUGAGAAAGAAGACAAGGGCUCUCUGACGAGAGUGGAGCGGAGUGGAGGACUUAAGGGUGUAGAGGGUUAAUCAGAAAGUGAUAGAAGUGCAGAGCGAUGCAUCACUCAGGCAACACAGGAAGAACAAAGACCCUCUCUCACGAGACAGGUCGCCCAAUGCCUCCAACCUCUUCCUCUUCCCUGCUCCCUCCGUCCCAUCCGUCCUCCUCGUCCGCCCCACACCACCCCUCCCCUGGCCCGUCUCCACCCAUCAGGGAGUGCCAGGUUCCCCUUCUGGAGAAAAACUCCACCCAUUCUCACCUGGAGCCCCACCCAGAUGACUCAUACUUACUCCGAGCCCAGCCGUCUGCCACUGGGGUGUCCAACCACCACACCCAAUCAAACUACAGGCCUCCGCUGCCCCCUCCACACAAUCAUCACACCUUGUCGCACCAGUCUGCAAACAGCCUAAACAGAAACACACUGAGAGGUGGCCGCAACCCCAUUCAUGCCCCAGCUCCAGGAACCGGGGAUGGACCAACCACUCCUGAGUCUGUGCAGCUCCAAGACAGCUGGGUACUCAACAGCAAUGUCCCACUAGAAACCAGGCACUUCUUAUUCAAGACAUCAUCAGGGACCACCCCGUUGUUCAGUAGCUCCUCUCCCGGCUAUCCUCUCACUUCUGGAACAGUGUAUUCACCACCUCCUCGUUUGCUACCCAGAAACACAUUUUCCCGCUCGGCCUUCAAGCUAAAGAAGCCGUCCAAGUACUGCAGCUGGAAAUGUGCAGCAGUGACAGCCAUCGCUGCAGCCGCCCUGCUGGCCAUCCUAUUGUCCUACUUUAUCGCAAUCAAUCUACUUGGUUUGACAUGGCAGCUGAAGCCGUCGGACGGCCCAGUUUUAAACAACGGACUGGGGUCUGCCGUGCCUGUGAACAGUGAUGUGGCCACGCUGCCUUCUGGAGGCAGAGGUCCUUGGACAGGGCGGAACAGCAGUAUAGACACGGGCAACAUUGAUGUUGGGAGAAGAGUGACCCAAGAAGUACCGCCCGGUGUCUUUUGGAGGUCCCUGAUGUACCUCAGUCAAGCGCAAUUCCUCAAGUUCAACAUUUCCUUGGGCAAGGAUGCCCUGUUCGGAGUCUACAUUCGCAAGGGCCUGCCCCCCUCACACGCACAGUAUGAUUACAUGGAGCGCUUGGAUGGGAAGGAGAAGUGGAGUGUGGUUGAGUCUCCACGAGAAAGGAGGAGCAUUCAGACUGUGGUCCUUAAUGAGGCGGUGUUUGUCCAGUACCUGGAUGCUGGAGCCUGGCAUCUGGCCUUUUACAAUGACGGUCGGGAGAGAGAGACAGUUUCCUUCAGCACAAACAUAAUGGAUUCUGUGCAAGAGUGCCCGCGCAAUUGCCAUGGUAACGGAGAGUGCAAUUCUGGUGUAUGCCAUUGCUUCCCAGGAUUCCACGGCAUGGACUGCUCCAAAGCGGCAUGUCCAGUGCUUUGUAGUGGAAAUGGGCAGUACGACAAGGGCUCCUGUGCAUGUUACAGUGGCUGGAAAGGACCUGAAUGUGAUGUCCCUGUCACACAAUGCCUUGACCCUCUUUGCAGUGGCCACGGCAGCUGCACCAAUGGCAACUGUGUGUGCUCCAUCGGCUACAAAGGACAAAGCUGUGCUGAAGUGGAUUGCCUAGACCCGACAUGUUCCAACAAUGGCAUCUGUGUGAAUGGUGAAUGCCACUGUAAGCCAGGAUGGGGAGGUCUCCACUGUGAGCUGCCUCGGGCUCAGUGUCCGGACCAGUGCCACGGUCAUGGUGCCUUCAUUCCCGACACUGGGCUGUGCAGCUGUGACCCGAACUGGAUGGGACCUGACUGCUCCAUGGAGGUGUGUUCCGUAGACUGCGGAACACAUGGCGUGUGUAUGGGUGGAGCUUGUCGCUGCGAGGAUGGCUGGACAGGAGCAGGCUGUGACCAGCGUGUGUGCAACCCGCUUUGCAUCAAACACGGAACCUGCAAGGAUGGCAAAUGUCAGUGUCACCAGGGCUGGAAUGGAGAGCACUGCACUAUCGACCAUGGGAGCAUGGUUGACAAAGCAGAUGGCUGUCCUAACCUAUGUAAUGGGAAUGGGCAAUGCACCAUGGGACAGCAGAGUUGGCAUUGUGAAUGUCAAACCGGUUGGAGGGGCCCUGGGUGCAGUGUUGCCAUGGAGACCUCUUGCGCCGACAACAAGGACAACGAAGGAGAUGGACUAACCGACUGCAUGGACCCAGAUUGCUGUAUCCAGAGUCCCUGUCAAAACAGUCCACUGUGCCGGGGUUCCAGGGACCCUCUGCAAGUCAUUCAACAGAUCCCUUUGGCCCAGACCCGUGUCCACUCCUUCUACGACCGUGUUAAGAUGCUCGUGUCACGAGAUGGCACCCAUGUCAUUCCUGGAGAAAACCCGUUCAACUCCAGUUUGGCAUCUCUUAUCCGGGGUCAGGUGUUGACGACAGAUGGAACGCCUCUGGUGGGGGUGAACGUGUCUUUUGUCAACUACCCCCACUAUGGAUACACGCUGACGCGACAGGAUGGAAUGUUUGACCUGAUAGCUAAUGGUGGUGCAUCACUGACCCUGCGAUUCGAACGUGCCCCCUUCCUGAGCCAGGAGCGCACCGUGUGGCUGCCCUGGAGCCAGUUUUAUGCUAUGGACACUGUGGUGCUUAAGACAGAAGAGAACACAAUCCCUGGCUGUGACCUGAGUGGCUUCAUCAGGCCUGAUCCUCUUGUGAUUGCCUCCCCUCUCUCCUCCUUCUUCAGCUCCAAGCCAGGGGAGAAACCCAUCAUACCGGAGACACAGGUGCUGCAUGAGCAGAUCGAGCUGCCUGGCACAAGUCUAAAGCUGUGCUACCUAAGUUCGAGGACACAGGGCUACCGCUCCCUGCUCAAGGUGACCAUGACCCCUGCCGUGGUGUCCAUGGGUCUCCUCAAAGUUCACCUUAUGGUGGCGGUGGAGGGUCACCUCUUUCAGAAGUGGUUCCAUGCCUCGCCUAAUUUGGCCUACACUUACAUCUGGGAUAAGACUGAUGCAUACGGACAGAGGGUCUACGGGCUUUCCGAGGCUGUGGUGUCUGUGGGCUACGAGUACGAGUCAUGUGCAAGUCUCAUUUUAUGGGAGAAAAGGACUGUCAUGUUGCAAGGUUAUGAACUGGAUUCCACUAAUCUCGGUGGCUGGUCACUGGACAAGCACCAUAUACUCAACGCACGAAGCAGCAUUGUCCAUAAGGGAAGCGGAGAAAACAUCUUUGUGACGGAGCAGCCUCCUGUUAUCAGCAGCGUUAUGGGCAACGGUCGCAGACGUAGCAUCUCCUGCCCCAGUUGUAAUGGCCUUGCGGAUGGCAACAAGCUGCUCGCACCGGUUGCCUUGGCGAUGGGCAUCGAUGGCAGUCUCUACGUGGGGGACCUCAACUUUGUACGCAGGGUUUUUCCAUCAAUGAACACGACUGGCAUCCUAGAAUUAAGGAACAAAGAUUUUAGACACAGUAAUAACCCGACCAAUAAGUACUUCCUGGCAGUUGAUCCGUUAUCUGGGGCAUUGUUCAUCUCAGACACCAACUCCCGAAGAAUUUACCGAGUUCGCUCAUUAACAGGCGGCCGCCUGCUGUCUGACAAUGCUGAGGUUGUGGCUGGGACGGGAGAGCAGUGUCUGCCCUUUGAUGAACGCUGCGGCGAUGGCGGCAAAGCCACUGAAGCUACACUUAUGAGCCCAAAAGGUAUUGCCGUAGAUAAAAAUGGGCUCAUGUACUUUGUGGACGCCACUAUGAUCCGGAAGGUGGACCAAAACGGUAUCAUCUCCACUUUACUGGGAGCCAACGAUUUGACUGCCGUGCGACCACUGAGCUGUGACACCAGCAUGGACGUGAGCCAGGUACGUCUGGAGUGGCCCACAGACUUAGCAGUGAACCCUAUGGACAACUCUCUCUAUGUCCUGGAGAACAAUGUCAUUCUGCGCAUUACCGAGAACCAUCAGGUGAGCAUCAUAGCAGGUCGGCCUAUGCAUUGCCAAGUGCCAGGCAUUGACUACAGCCUCAGCAAACUGGCAAUCCACACUGCCCUUGAGAGUGCCACAGCCAUUGCCCUGUCUCACACUGGCAUUCUCUACAUCGCCGAGACCGAUGAGAAAAAGAUUAACCGUGUUCGACAGGUUAGCACUAACGGAGAAAUCUCCCUUCUGGCUGGAGCUGCCUCUGACUGUGACUGCAAGAAUGACGUCAACUGCAACUGCUUCUACGGCGACGAUGGCUAUGCCCCAGAUGCUGGCUUGAACUCUCCUACUUCCCUGGCAGUGUCCCCUGACGGGACGCUCUUCAUAGCAGACCUCAACAACAUACGAAUCAGAGCAGUUCGAGCCAAUCGGCCCGGACCUGCCGUCUCUAGCCCAGCUUUUGGGGGAUCUGGCGGGGCGCGGUACGAGGUGGCAUCACCCAGGGAACAGGAGCUGUAUGUAUUUAAUAGGGAGGGGCUGCACAUCCAAACCAUUAGUCUUGUGACGGGAGAGCCACUCUAUAACUUCACCUACGGUGCUGACGGAGAACUGGCAAGUCUGGUUGACAAUUGCAACAAUACAGUCAAAGUAAGGAGGGAAGGCCUCGGCCAGGGAGGGGGAGCCGGCCUGCUCCGGCUGGUGCUCCUGCCAGAGAAUCAAGUGGUGACUCUCGGACUGGACCCUAGCGGAGGACUACGCAGUGUGUCAGCCAUGGGCCAAGAGGUGGCUCUCAUGGGCUACAGCGGCAGCACAGGCCUGCUCGCCACCAAAGCUGAUGAGACUGGAUGGACCACCUUUUACCAAUACGACAGCGAGGGUCGCCUGACCAAUGUGACGUACCCCACAGGCAUGGUUACGAGUCUCCAUCGUGAAAUUGAACGCUCUAUCACCAUCGAUAUUGAGAGCUCCAGCAGAGAUGACGACGUCACUGUCAUCACCAACCUUUCCUCUGUGGAAGCCUCGUACACUGUGGUUCAAGACCAAGUAAGAAACAACUACCAGAUGUGCAACAAUGGGACCCUGAGAGUGAUGUACGCCAAUGGAAUGGGCAUAAGUUUUCAUACAGAGCCCCACAUCCUGGCAGGCUAUGUCAGCCCAACCAUCGGUCGUAGGAAUAUCACACUUCCCACAGACAAUGGCCUCAACUCCAUUGAAUGGCGUCUGCGUAAGGAGCAGACCAAAGGGAAAAUUACAGUGUUUGGCAGGAAGCUAAGAGCACACGGUCGCAACCUCCUCUCCAUUGACUUUGACCGUAACACACGCACAGAGAAGAUUUACGAUGAUCAUCGCAAGUUUACACUGCGCAUCAUGUACGACGCUCAGGGCCGGCCGGCUAUGUGGUUGCCUAGCAGCAGCCUGGCAGUGGUCAAUGUGUCCUACUCACCCACCGGUCAGCUUGUUGGCUUGCAGAGGGGGAGCAUGAGCGAGAGAACUGAGUUUGAUCCCCAUGGCCGCAUCCUGUCCCGCUCUUUUGUGGACGGGAAGGUUUGGAGUUACAGUUACCUCGAUAAAUCCAUGGUGCUGUUGCUGCAGAGCCAAAAGCAGUACAUCUUUGAGUUUGAUACCUCAAAUCGGGUCACGGCUGUCACCAUGCCAAGCGUCGCCCGCCACACCAUGUUCACACACGUGUCCAUCGGAUACAUCCGCAACACUUACAACCCGCCAGAGAGCAACGCCUCCAUCAUCCAUGACUUCAGCGAAGACGGCAGGCCUCAGGCAACACAUUACCUGGGCACCGGCCGCCGUGUCCUCUACAAGUACGGCAAGCUGGCCAAGUUGUCCGAGAUUGUGUACGACAGCACCGCUGUGACCUUUGGCUACGAUGAGACGGCCGGCGUUCUGAAGAUGGUCAAUCUACAAAGCGGCGGCUUCUCCUGUACCAUCCGCUAUCGAAAAAUGGGCCCACUCAUCGACAAGCAAAUUUAUCGCUUCAGUGAGGAGGGGAUGGUCAACGCAAGGUUUGACUACACCUACCAUGACAACAGCUUCCGAAUUGCAAGCAUGAAGCCAGUCAUCAGUGAAACGCCUCUACCUGUGGACCUCUACAGAUAUGAUGAAAUCUCUGGCAAGGUGGAGCACUUUGGAAAGUUUGGGGUCAUUUACUACGACAUCAAUCAGAUUAUCACCACAGCUGUUAUGACGCUGAGUAAGCAUUUCGACACCCACGGACGCAUCAAGGAGGUCCAGUACGAGAUCUUCCGUUCCCUCAUGUACUGGAUGACGGUGCAGUACGAUAGCAUGGGACGAGUGGUGAAGAGAGAGCUGAAAAUCGGGCCCUACGCCAACACCACUCAGUAUCGCUAUGAUUAUGAUGGAGACGGACAGCUCACUGGGGUCAAGGUGAAUGACUGGUCAACAUGGCGUUACAGCUAUGACUUGAACGGCAACCUUCAUUUGCUGAACCCUGGGAACAGCGCUCGCAUCAUGCCGCUGCGCUAUGACCUCCGUGAUCGCAUCACACGGCUGGGAGAUGUCCAGUACCGCUUGGAUGAGGAUGGCUACCUCAGCCAGCGUGGUUCUGACAUGUUUGACUACAAUUCAAAGGGUCAGCUGCUGAGGGCUUACAAUCGGGGCCCGGGUGGCUGGAGUGUUGUUUAUCACUACGAUGGAUUGGGCCGCAGGGUCUCGACAAGGAACAGCCUUGGACAGCACCUUCAAUUUUUCUACGCUGACCUCAACCACCCUGCUAGGGUGACACACAUUUUUAACCACUCAAGCUCAGAAAUCUCUUCACUCUACUAUGAUCUUCAGGGCCAUGUAUUUGCCAUGGAGGUAAGCAGUGGAGAGGAAUACUACAUCGCAUCUGACAACACUGGCACACCGUUGGCUGUUUUUAGCAGCAAUGGACAGAUGAUCAAACAGGUGCAAUACACAGCAUACGGGGAGGUUUACCUGGACUCCAACCCGGAGUUCCAGCUAGUGGUCGGAUUUCAUGGUGGUCUGUAUGAUGCCCUGACCAAGCUGGUCCACUUCACUCAGCGUGACUAUGAUGUCCUGGCUGGGCGCUGGACUUCGCCUGACUACAGUAUCUGGCCCAAGAUUGGGAAAGAUCCCGCUCCAUUUAAUCUGUACAUGUUCAAAAACAACAACCCCCUCAGUGACAUGUUAGAUGUGAAGAAUUAUGUCACAGAUGUGAAGAGCUGGCUGGUGAUGUUUGGCUUCCAACUUAGUAACAUAAUCCCAGGGUUCCCUCGACACUCGCUUUACUUUGUGGAGCCACCGUACGAGCUGCAGGCUACGCAGCACUGUGAGAAUGGACAGCUGAUCACCGGUGUACAGCAAGCAGCGGAGCGUCACAACCAGGCAUUCAUGGCCCUUGAGGGUCGUCUUCUCAACAAGGAACGGCGCAGACGAAAGGAAAAGCCCGGCCACUGGUUCGGCACCAGUGCCCCCAUCAUAGGACGUGGAGUGAUGUUGGCCCUCAAAGAGGGCAGAGUGGUGGCUGGCGUAUCAUCUUUGGCCAGCGACGACAGCCGCAAAGUGGCUCUCGUGCUGAACGGCGCCCAGUACCUGGAAGGCACCCACUACACGCAGGACGGGAAGGACUGCCACUACUUUGUGAAAAUUGGCUCAUCCGACAGCGACCUGUUGGCCUUGGGGCUUACAAACGGCCGCAAGUCACUGGAGAGCGGCAUCAACGUGACGGUGAGCGGCCGCUCCAGGAGAGGGGUGACGGUGGAGUUUGCUGUGCCUUCGUUCGUUCUGAGCAUUCGCUACGGGCUCUCUGCCGACGUGGUGGACGAAGAGAAAGUAAGACUGUUGGAGUUGGCUCGUCAGAGGGCCCUGGCGGGAGCCUGGUCCAAGGAGCAGCAGAGGGCCAGAGACGGAAAAGGAGGCAGUCGCCUCUGGACCGAGGGAGAGCGACAGCAGCUCCUGACGAUGGGCAGAGUACAAGGCUAUGAUGGCUACUACGUGCUACCUGUGGAGCAGUACCCAGAACUAGCUGACAGCAACAACAAUAUCCAGUUCCUCAGACAGAAUGAGAUGGGCAGGAGGUAACAGCCCACUAUACAUCCGUCCCACUCCUCCUCAGCCCUUUUUUGUCCUCUCCCCAGCCUCCUUAACCCUUUUUCUCUGGAGAUUUCAUCAACAAACGGGGUUACUCAUGGAACGCUGCAGGGACUUUUGACAAGAGUGACAAAACAUUCAUAUUCAUUUUACUGCCACAGGCAAAAGAAAUCUAAAGUAACAUUUCUUUGAAGAAAAAAUCGGAAUAAGUGAGAAGGCACUACAGAAUAAAUAGGAAAUUUCCCCUUUUUAAAAAAGAUGAUUGAUAUUUUCACCCAUAUUUUUUGGGUCACGCUGGGAGCGCCCGUUCAGUGGAGCGCCGCUGGAUCCUCUGUCUCUAUAAGGACGCUGAAAGGAAAAGGACAAAAGAUUGUGGAGUGCUCCAUUGUGUUGCCAUGACAACAACACUCACAGGAGGACACCAGAGACAGACGAGGCAAUGUUUAAGAGUUUGUCCGGCACUUUGAGUCGUCACUUUGUCUCAGGCCUCCCAUUGUCCAUCACUAACUGAGCAGUCAUGUGCUGCUGAUGCGGCGCCCAUCCAAGCUAGCAACACACAAGCCCAAGGCCUCCAUGAACUGCUACAAAAGGACCAGAAAGUACACCAUAAAAAACAAAAUGAAAAAAGAUGGCUAUAUUUGUGGGCAGUGGCACUACACGGCAUUGUUUAUUUUAAACUGCGAGAAGAAACAUGUUACUACAUACAUACAUGUCCAAUUACACUAAACUUCAGGAUGUUGCGUGUUGAUGACGUAGAUGCUGUAGUUUUGUGCGCUUCAGUCGCAGUAGGAUUGUGAGACGUUCACCAAGGCACUUCUGUACAAAACCCACCGCUCACAGAGUCCAGGAAACAUGCUAAAUUGGUAUUUAUUUUUCAUUUACCCAUUUUUUAUUUAUUUAUUCUUAGUACUAUAUGACAAUCAUGAAUGAGUCGGUCAGUUUAACUCAAAAUGAUCUUUAAUGUAUAAGUUUGUUUUCUUUUGUAAUUUAUGUAAUAAAUGUUCAUUUUGUUUUUUUGUAUUAUUUUAGAUUGCUACCAGGGCAAAUAAUAGUCACUCUCUUAAAAAAAUAAUUUAUGUAAUAAAGUGUUUAAAAAUGGUUUAUACUCUAAAUAAAAGUCUUUAAAACUGUGAAAAUGAUUUUUCAAGAUAUAUUUCGAUGUACAGUGUAUAGAUCUACCUUUAUGCAGCACAGUAGACUAUUGUUCAGAAUAUCGAGUUUUAUAUUUCUAAGAAGAAGUGGCUUGUAAUGUGCAAAAUCUUUGGCUGGUAUUACUACUCUAGAGUUUUGUGGCACUCUAAUAUUGCAUAUCUACAGCAUCGCUCUGCGGUUUUGAUGUUAGGUUGUUUUUCUUUAUUUCUUCCUCUGUUUUUGGAAGCAGACGGAUGUCCAACCUAGAUCCCAACAUCAGUAGCAGUAAUGGAUCCUCCACACUGUGAAGAGACUCGUGAUGGAUGUCAAAUUGUACCAAAUCAGUAUUAUCAAAGGAUAACACGUACGCUCAGCAAAUCGAGACUCUUCUGGGAACUUAUGAAUAAAACAUGAUUGUUUAUUUCAACCCAA
Molecule: messenger RNA, 12022 nt
Organism: Syngnathus acus (greater pipefish)
Lineage: Eukaryota; Metazoa; Chordata; Actinopteri; Syngnathiformes; Syngnathidae
Gene: tenm2
Product: teneurin transmembrane protein 2
Exons: 35
Coding region: 2561-10450 (2629 amino acids)
Biological process (GO): heterophilic cell-cell adhesion; neuron development; signal transduction
Cellular component (GO): membrane; neuron projection
Molecular function (GO): protein homodimerization activity; protein heterodimerization activity; cell adhesion molecule binding
Source: RefSeq, a predicted model, not a curated record